ACACCAUGAUUCGUUUAUCUGGCAAACAAUUGCUAGCAUAUGGGCUUCUUCUACUAUUCUUUCAAAGGAGUUUCUGUGACAGCCUACAAGAUAUGGAAAAAGAACGUCUCAUGCAUCCUAAAUUCAAAGAUGUGGAUACCACAAAAAGAGUUUUACAAAGACCUGGGGAGGAUACCCAUGAAUUUUGGCUUAAUCAAGGCAAGGAUUUUGUACGUCAACAGAAAAAUCGUCAACUUAAUAACAACAUAGCCAAAAAUAUCAUUAUGUUUAUGGGAGAUGGCAUGGGCGUGGCCACGCAGGUAGCUGCCCGAAAUUACAUCGAAGCUGAACACACAAAAUUAGCCUUUGAAGAAUUUCCCUACUUGGGCCUAUCCAAAACCUAUUGCGUGGAUAAAAUAGUCUCGGAUUCCGCUACAACAGCUACAGCCUAUUUGUGUGGUGUCAAGGGCAAUUAUGGUACCAUAGGUGUCAAUGGCCACGUGCUACGAGAUGAUUGCGUAGGCAUGAAUAAUACCGACUACCAUGUCUCCUCGAUAGCCAAAUGGGCUUUGGAUGCAGGGAAAUCUGCAGGUUUGGUGACUACCACCCGUGUGAGUCAUGCCUCGCCAGCUGGUGUCUAUGCCCAUACGGCCAAUCGCAAUUGGGAAACUGAUGCCGAUAUCAACAAAUACUGUGGCCAAGAUCAUGGUCUGCAAGAUAUAACUCUACAAUUAAUGCAAGGCAAUGUGGGCUCCCAGCUGAAGGUAAUAAUGGGAGGAGGCAAAAGCUUUUUCUUGGAUGAGAAGUUAUACGAAAACGGAUAUCGCACGGAUGGUCGAAAUUUGAUAGAGGAGUAUUUGCAGCAAUCUCCUGGAAAUGCCUUCGUUGAGACUCGAGAAGAGUUGGAGAAUUUGGAUGUAACAAAGUGGCAACGCCUUAUGGGCAUAUUCCACGAUAACCACUUGGACUACCAUCUCGAUGCAGCGGCCGAUCCUUUAAACACUCAACCAACUUUGGAACAAAUGACCGCAAAAGCUAUUGAAUUUAUGCAACAGCAAAAGGAAGAUAAAGGCUAUUUUCUAUUCAUAGAGGGUGGUAAAAUAGAUUUUGGUCAUCAUGACACUAAAGCUCGUUUGGCCUUGGAUGAAACCAAAGAAUUUUCUCAGGCCAUAGCCUUGGCCCGAGCCAUGACCAGUGAGGAGGAUACCCUGAUAGUGGUUACUUCGGAUCAUUCUCAUACUUUCAGUGUGGCCGGUUAUCAAGAUCGUGGCUCUGAUAUAUUUAGCCUUAGCACCUCCGAUGAAGAUGGCCUACCCUACUCACCCUUGAGCUAUGCCAACGGCCGAAGUUAUUCAAAGUAUUUCGAUGCCAAUAAAAGCGAAAGAGUUGAUCCCUCCUUGGUGCUACAAAAUGAGGCACAUGAUAUUUUCCCCGCCACCGUGCCCCUCUAUGCAGAAACCCAUGGUGGUGAAGAUGUGGGUGUAUUUUCCUCAGGUCCCUGGGCUCAUCUUUUCACUGGGGUCUAUGAACAAAAUGCCAUACCCCAUAUGAUGGCCUAUGCUGCUUGCUUUGGCGAUGGUCUGAAGGCUUGUGAUGUCUUAUCUGGUCAAAGUCGCAAUUAA
Stomoxys calcitrans (stable fly) is the source of this 1601-nucleotide messenger RNA. RefSeq names its product alkaline phosphatase. Lineage: Eukaryota; Metazoa; Arthropoda; Insecta; Diptera; Muscidae. Gene Ontology annotation, biological process: dephosphorylation. The transcript has a single exon. Gene Ontology annotation, molecular function: alkaline phosphatase activity. The record is from RefSeq and is a predicted model, not a curated record. The coding region runs from base 6 to 1601 and encodes 531 amino acids.